Messenger RNA from Hydractinia symbiolongicarpus, 3076 nucleotides. RefSeq lists its product as uncharacterized. The record is from RefSeq and is a predicted model, not a curated record. The coding region runs from base 468 to 3071 and encodes 867 amino acids. Lineage: Eukaryota; Metazoa; Cnidaria; Hydrozoa; Anthoathecata; Hydractiniidae. Gene Ontology annotation, molecular function: zinc ion binding. The transcript has 9 exons.
CAAGGUUUGUUACCUUCGCCGCCGCAAAUUUUUUUUCCGUACACGGUAGGCAGUAUCAUUGACCGUGGGCAGUAUCAUUUUAACCGUUGGCAGUAUCAUGCCGAAAUAGCCGAAAAAAUCAAAUCAAGAUGGUAGUUUAGCAGUGCAGAGCGGACGAACAUAGUGUUUACAUUUUGUCUUCUGAGUAACCUUAUAAUGAAUAUAAAGCGCAGAAGCUAUUCAAUAUCAGUUGACGAUUUUAAUAGUUAUGUUAACAUCUUUUGACAUAUUUCUAGCUUCUUGGUUCCAUACUCAAAACUCUCUCAUCUUGUUGUUUCUGAAGUUUUGUACAUAACAGACACAGUUUGUUUACAACUCAUUUUCUCACUGUUGCUGGUAUUGUUAUAUUCUUGCUGUGUGUUAUAUCGGAUUAUACAUAUCUUAAAAAUAUUCAUUCAUUUUUAUAGUUGCUAGCUAAUACUUGAAAAAUGUCUGCAACACUUAGAUCGUUUCGUUCCCGUUUUAUAAAUGUUGAAAACACUGAUGAACUGAAAGCUGUAGUAUCAGAUAUUCUUCCUUUUAAUGAAAACGAAUUCAAGAUUAGUAAUAUACAAGGAUCAGUCAAGAAAUUUAAAGCUGUUGUUGAGUGUACCAUAUCUUCUGAGGAAGAGUUUGUGAAAAGCUAUCAAUCCAACACAAAUGAAACGUUGAGAAAGCUAACACCAAGAUAUACUGGUGAGAAAAGCCUGUAUAAGCAAUUUACAUACUUCAGAUGUCAUCAUAACACACGGUAUCAAGCGACAAUGAACAGUAAAAUGAAGAUGAAAUGUAAUCCCAGUCAGAGAUUCAAAAACACUGAUUGUCCCUUCAGCUUGGUGCUGAAGUAUAAAAAAGAAGAAGGUGAUAACAAUUGUUUGCUAGAAAUGGAAUGGACUCAUAAUCACCCAGUAAAUUCUCUACAGUCAUUAUCCUUUAAGGAUAUCAAGCCAGAUGUUGUGGCUGAAAUUACUCAGCUAUAUGAAAGAGGCUUUACUCCUGGGUUAGCUUAUCGAGAGAUUUGGACCAAAACUAAAAAGUCGUAUGAAAGUGAAGUAGCUUUUCACAAGUUCAUCUCUGACCGAUCAGUGUUUCCCAGGCGCACAGAUUAUAAUUAUUUAUAUACAGAAUAUCAUCGAAAAAAAUAUGGAACACAAAACACAAGUACAAUGUUUGAAAAGUUGAAUACUUUGGUUGAGCAAGAAACUCUCAAAGAUUCGGAUAUUUCAAUAAAAGCUCAGAAAUUUGAUGCUGAACAGAAUGAUCCCUUUAUCCUGGUAAUCAUUACUCCACUUAUGAAAAGAGUACACGAGAAGAUCAGAAGUUCUGGAGAACUAGUAUUUCUUGAUUCAAGUGGUGGUAUGGAAGAAUACAAUCUCCGAGUAUUCCUCAUGGUAACACACUCUUUUGUUGGAGCACUGCCUCUUGGAAUCAUUGUCACUAGUGAUGAAACAACAGACACAAUAACAAGAGCAUUAGAAAUCUUUUCAGCAACACUGCCUGAUGUUGCCUUUUAUGAUAAAGGACCAUUGAAUGGACCCGGUGUCAUUAUGACCGACAACUGUGAUGAGUUGAAAGACGCUUUACAUGCUGUUUGGCCGAAGUCACGCUUAUUGUUAUGUAUUUUUCACCUAAUGCAGCAAGUAUGGAGGUGGCUUUUCGAUAAAAAACAUGGGAUAUCACAACAUGAUAGACCAGUUAUUAUGGCAAAAUUCAGAAAAGUAGUUUAUGCUGAACUUGAAACCGAGAUGGAAGAAGUGUACGAUGAACUUCUAGAUAGUUUUGGACCGAAGUAUGCCCAAUUGACGUCAUGUUUGGAAAACGUUUAUGAUAUGAGAGAAAGGUGGUGUUUGUGCUAUCGAAGAAAAAUGACCAUAAGAGGAAACAAUACAAAUAAUUUUGUGGAAGCUCAAUUUUUGGUGUUGAAAGAUAACAUUUUAAACAGAACAAAGGAGAUAAAUAUAAAUGGUUUGUUCGAGAAGCUUACAAAAGAUUUCAAUGAUCAUUACAAGUCUAAGCUUUUGAGUGUUGCUAAUGGAAGGUUCGAUGGCAUAUACAGUAGAAGAUUCAUGGGAAAGACUAAAGAAAAAGGAGAAGGUGUUGGAUAUAAGCUUCCACCAGAGCCUGUUCUGCGUGAAGUUGCAGAGAAUAUCAUAAGCAACGGCAGCAACAUCUACUUGGUUCCCAGUUUCACUGAUCCAAGUGUACAUUAUUGUGUUGACAUGGAACUCGGAUUGUGCGAGUGUGAUGUUGGUAGUGAUGGAUCUCCAUGCAAACAUCAAUACGUAACUUGGAGACAACAUUUGAAAAGCGCAAAUUUCAUUCCAUAUCUCAGUUCAGAAGAAAGGAAGCAAUGCUCGUAUAUUGCAAUAGGCCAAUCGCUUCCUGAUGUUUAUUAUGAAGGGUUGCGUGAUUAUUUGGAUGCUGGAACAAAUGUGACUGAAAGCUCUGGUCAAAGCGUUCACUCCGACAGCGAAAGUCACGAUACUAUUCAACAAGAUCCGAUGGAUGAAGGAUCCACUUCAAAUGUAACAGAUGAGCGUAGAAGUGUCGAAACAGUAAACUUUCAAGAAAUUCAAACUGAGUUCACGGAAGCUAGCGAAAAAAUAUUGAGGAUGAUCGAGUUAAACCGCAAUAACAAUGAUUUUUUACGAGGAGUGUCAAAGUUUUGUGACAGAAUUUCAAAGUACGAAACUCAGACUUCAAAACUCUGUUCUGCAUUCCACACAUUCGCAAGUGAUAUUCACUACAGUAAAAAAGUUACCAACCAAACUCAUUCUAAAAGUCGAACUGGCAAGAAAAUAAAAGUUCAACCAGAGGCUGUUAAAAGACGAAGCACAAUUUCCGGAAGCAAGGUUGCUAUUCAAAAAGGGAUGACGAAACGUAAGAACCCGUUCAACGUUGAACCAAGUUUGAAACGAGGUCAUUCGUUUACUAAAAAUGUUAGUAAUAACGAACCCGUUGCGAAAAAAGCCGGCCGAACAAUGGGUUCUAAAACAAAGUUUUUAACUCCGCAAGUAAAGAGACCAGCCAUUAAAAAGGACAGUAAACAGUAAACAAA